AACCCAUUUCUCGGCCAUUCUGUCGGAGUCUAUCUCGGAUAUUACACGCUGUCUGUAAUCCGUGGUGAGUGUCAGAAGAAAUAGUUAUACAAGUGCAGUGCCAACAAGUGAUUGGAAUUCCCCUAAUUUUAUAAUAAUUUGUAAUAACCAAAAAUGGGUAAGGAAAAGAUUCACAUUAACAUUGUCGUCAUUGGACACGUCGACUCUGGCAAGUCCACCACCACCGGCCACUUGAUCUACAAAUGCGGUGGUAUCGACAAACGUACCAUCGAGAAGUUCGAGAAGGAGGCCCAGGAAAUGGGUAAGGGUUCCUUCAAGUACGCCUGGGUACUCGACAAGCUCAAGGCCGAGCGUGAGCGUGGUAUCACCAUCGACAUCGCCCUGUGGAAGUUCGAAACCAGCAAAUACUAUGUCACCAUCAUCGACGCCCCUGGCCACAGAGAUUUCAUCAAGAACAUGAUCACUGGAACCUCACAGGCUGACUGCGCCGUGCUCAUCGUCGCCGCCGGUACUGGUGAGUUCGAGGCUGGUAUCUCCAAGAACGGACAGACCCGUGAGCACGCCCUUCUCGCCUUCACCCUCGGUGUCAAGCAGCUGAUUGUGGGCGUCAACAAAAUGGACUCCACUGAACCCCCAUACAGCGAAUCCCGUUUCGAGGAAAUCAAGAAGGAAGUCUCUUCUUACAUCAAGAAGAUCGGUUACAACCCAGCUGCCGUCGCUUUCGUACCCAUUUCUGGUUGGCAUGGAGACAACAUGCUGGAGGCCUCUACCAAAAUGCCUUGGUUCAAGGGAUGGCAAGUUGAGCGUAAGGAGGGUAAAGCUGAGGGCAAGUGCCUGAUCGAGGCGCUGGACGCCAUCCUGCCCCCUGCGCGCCCCACAGACAAGGCCCUUCGUCUGCCCCUGCAGGACGUCUACAAAAUCGGCGGUAUUGGAACGGUGCCCGUAGGCCGUGUGGAGACCGGUAUCCUCAAGCCCGGUACCAUCGUCGUGUUCGCGCCCGCCAACAUCACCACUGAAGUCAAGUCUGUGGAGAUGCACCACGAGGCUCUCCAGGAGGCCGUGCCCGGUGACAACGUUGGUUUCAACGUCAAGAACGUGUCCGUCAAGGAGUUGCGUCGUGGCUACGUCGCUGGUGACUCCAAGAACAACCCCCCCAAGGGCGCUGCCGACUUCACCGCACAGGUCAUCGUCCUCAACCACCCUGGUCAAAUCUCAAACGGUUACACGCCUGUGCUCGAUUGCCACACAGCCCACAUUGCCUGCAAAUUCGCCGAAAUCAAAGAGAAGGUUGACCGUCGUACUGGUAAAUCCACUGAAGACAACCCCAAAUCCAUCAAGUCCGGAGAUGCCGCUAUUGUCAACCUCGUACCCUCCAAGCCUCUGUGCGUGGAGUCCUUCCAGGAGUUCCCGCCUCUGGGUAGGUUCGCCGUGCGUGAUAUGAGGCAAACCGUCGCUGUCGGUGUCAUCAAGUCCGUCAACUUCAAGGAGGGUGCCGGUGGCAAGGUCACCAAAGCCGCCGAGAAGGCUUCCAAGGGCAAGAAGUAGCUAGCGCUGAUUACAGCACAAUUCUUCAUUAAGCUGCGAUACUUCAUUCACCGAAAGGUGUUCAGAAGGAAAGAAGGGCUACAAACUCAUUCCUUUUCUAUAUUUUUUACAAGGCUUAUACUGUAACAUUAUUUUAUAAUUUAUAUAAGGUUAUACAUAUAUCUGAAAUAUUUUGUUAUGACUGCAACUAAAGUGUAAAUUCAUAGAAUAAAGGUAGCCUCCAGUAAUUUA
Pectinophora gossypiella (pink bollworm) is the source of this 1776-nucleotide messenger RNA. RefSeq names its product elongation factor 1-alpha (gene eEF1alpha1). Lineage: Eukaryota; Metazoa; Arthropoda; Insecta; Lepidoptera; Gelechiidae. The coding region runs from base 154 to 1545 and encodes 463 amino acids. Gene Ontology annotation, biological process: translational elongation; translation. The record is from RefSeq and is a predicted model, not a curated record. Gene Ontology annotation, molecular function: translation elongation factor activity; GTPase activity; GTP binding. The transcript has 2 exons.